CACUUGACGUCCACGCUACAAACCUCAGCCACCACUACCCAGAAUCCUUAUUUCAACAUCUCAAUCGCAUACCUACUCUAUUCUUCCAUCCAAGUCCAGAAUGUCCUACAGACGCAAGAAGAGCCUCCUCAUCGGCAUCAAUUAUGUCGGCAGCAGCCACGAACUACGCGGCUGCCAUUCCGAUGUAGACAACAUGGCGGAAUUCCUCUCCUACCGGGGCUACACCAACUCACACAAAGACCGAGUCAUCCUGACCGACAGACCAGAAGUACCCUACGACUCACCCUACUACCCCACCGGUCACAACCUACUCGCAGCCAUGGACUGGCUCGUCUCGGAACCUGGUUGCACCUUGUUCCUACACUACUCCGGACAUGGCGGCCAGAUUGCAGAUGUAGAUGGAAACAGGACUACGGGAAUGGAUGCAUCGAUCGUGCCUGUGGAUUUCGAACAGCGGGGCCAGAUUUCCAGUACGAUCUUACAUGAACAUCUCGUUACAUAUAUGGCGCGGGAUUGUACGCUGUUUGUCGUCAUGGACUGCUGUCAUUCCGGCAGCGCGCUCGAACUACCUUAUGUUUACCGCUCUGAUAGCGAUGGGCAGAUCAGUUUGAUGGAUAACCUGAAAGCUGGGCUUACGCUCGCCAAUGAGGCACGCGAUAUCAUCUCCGGCGGCUUUUCGUACAGCAAAGUAGGGGAGGCGAGGGAGUUGCUUGCGGGUGCGAGUACUUUCUUCAAAGGAUUGAAGCAUUUUGGAGAAGAAGAGGAGGAGGGUUUAGAGAGCGGGGAGUUCGCGGGCCAGUAUGGGAGUGAGCAGAAGAUGGUGACGAUGUUUAGUGGGUGUAGGGACGAUCAGACAAGUGCGGAUGCGCGGAUUGAAGGAGAACCGACUGGUGCUAUGACGUGGUCGUUCUUGGAGAUGAUGAAGAACGAUCAGACUCCAACUUACGCUGAGACACUCAAGUUCAUAAGGAAAACGUUGGACGAGAGCAACUACAAGCAAAUUCCGCAGCUGAGUUCAGGAUUGGAUAUUGAUCUGGAUGAUAUGCAUCUGGUAAUCUGAUUGUAUAAUGCGUCCUGAGAUGGCAAAUUCACAGACUCCAGCUAUCAUGUGUAGAGAGGGAGCUCAUACUUUCUGUAUCGCCAGCAAAGUCCGUCAUCGAAUCAAUGACGCUCCGUGUAAAGAGCCUUUCUAAUGAACUGAGACUGAGAUGCUGCUUCACAUGCAUCUCCAAUCUUUAAUUAAGUGUUGAGAAAAGCACUUAAAUUUAUCUGCCCUAUCAACUGUCGAGAGGUCGCAUGUGUGCUCGAGCUGUUAUGUUGUCUUGCUUUAUAGCAAAUACACCAUCAGAAUGAACACUUUCAACACAACAACGCAACUGAAAUAGUCAGUUCAAUACAGGAAGACAAAUUUUCGCUCGUAAUCGGGAUGCCUGCUCAUGAAGGUUGC
Molecule: messenger RNA, 1447 nt
Organism: Alternaria rosae
Lineage: Eukaryota; Fungi; Ascomycota; Dothideomycetes; Pleosporales; Pleosporaceae
Product: peptidase C14, caspase domain-containing protein
Exons: 2
Coding region: 101-1060 (319 amino acids)
Biological process (GO): proteolysis
Molecular function (GO): cysteine-type endopeptidase activity
Source: RefSeq, a predicted model, not a curated record